UGCUUUUAGUUAAAAAUUAUGUUGUAAUUGUUACUAGGAAAGAAUUCAUAUAACUUUAAAGUAUUUUUCAUCAAAUAUCUGUGUUACUGUGAUAAAAGUGAGUUAUGUUCUGAUGUGCUGUUUUCUAGCAGUAAUGUAAUAUUACACUUACACGCACUGUGCAGUUUGUAGGCCAACCAAUACAGCUAUCUGAUAAUUCUCUAUAAACUACCUAGUGUUAGCAACUAUACUUGCUGCUAUAUGGCUAUUUCAAAAUAUGGAAACUACCUCAUUCAGGCUUUUCAUUUUUAAAUUUCAGUGAAGUAAAGUAACAACACAUAUGACAUUUCUACCUUUUCAAAACUUAAAAGAUUUUUGAUAAUUCAUUAUGAAAUUUUUGCGGUCCUGGAUAGUAUCAAACAAAUCUUUUAGAUGAUUCAAAAUUUUUCUUUCAUCUUGAGCUGCGUGGAAAAUAUUUUGAUUGAUUGUUUUGUUCACAUUAAUGUUGUGGUUUUAAUUACAUUCAUUGUGCUGUACCUUGACUAAAAGAACCAUUAAUUAUUAGCCUUUGUGCAGUUCUCAAACAAAGCAGUAAAAGAGGCGAAGGUAAUGUUUCAGCUGUAAUGCUAUAUCCAGUAUGUUGUAAAUUGCUCUUCUUCCAUUUGUAAUAAUGGUUUGCUCUGUCAUGUGUGUAUAAUGUCCUUGGCAUAUUAGGAUUCUUUGAAAUGAUAUCCUCAGUUGUGUUCCAGACUUUUAUAAUGAGGGAAUACAUCUUGGAUAAAUAGUUGAUAGCAAAUUCGUUCUUAAUCCUUUAAUCUGGAGUGAACAGUCUAGUUUUGUAUAUUGUCAUGCAUCAUAACCAUGGUAGUCUGUGAUCCAAACUUACUGUACAGAAGAUUUAAAUCUCUUGUGAUUUUAUAGUAAAACUGGCUGCUGUUAGUGUAACUAAGAGCUGUAGUAGUACAACAAGCUCUUUGAAAAAAACUUCUCUUAUUUGAGGGCAAUGGGGAUCAUUUUUCUGCCCGUACAAGUGGAGGUUGUUAAAAUAGAUCAAAAAUCACUUUAAGUGAAUACCAAGAUGUUUGCUUCAAAAAGUUAGUGACAGAUUUUCUGUUACUUCCUGGUCCAGUAUGAUGAAUUACUUUCCUUCAUUGAUCUAAUUUCAUGUAGUAAGCAUAAAUGUUUCCAUCAGCCAAGUGAAAUUUGGUCAUUGUUUUGGAUGUAAGUUAUUUUUUAUACAUUUGAAACUUAAGAUUGGUUAUAAAUCAGUUUCCAGUAUGAGUCUGAAGGAAAAAAUGUGAUUUCUUUUAGAUGUUUAGUUUACAAUCCUGUCCUAAGCAAAUGUUAUGGGUAGGUUCCUGAAUCGCAAUACAUUUCUAUAUAACACAGCAGCAGUUAUUUCCAUCUGUUGUUUGUAUUUUGUCAGGCAUUGUGUCUGGCUUUACACAGUUGUAUUAAAAAUGGUUAAUGUUGCUUGGAUUUGUGUUCAGUGCACCACAAAUGGCUUAAGAACUUGAAAACACAGUUGAAAACGCGCAGAUCAGUUUUUUUAUUGUAAUUUGGUUAGUUAAAAACAUGCAGAUCAAUUUUGUGUUGUAACUUGGCUCACAUGGCUCAAGGAAUGCUAGCCUGUUUUUCUAAUUUUUCAUGAUAAGUUUAUAAAAAUAAAUUUAUAGCAGUAUUGUGAUGGCAGUACAUCAGUGGCACAAAUAUUAGUAAAUAUAGGUCAUGUCACUGCCAUGUGCCAAAUCUAAAGCCUCAUUUGAUAUCUGCAACAGUAUGUGUAAUUUUUCUUGUCAUCCUCUUCGUUCAAAAGAAAUUGAGUAAUGUGUUUAGGGUAUGGUUUGUCAUGUUUAUGGCAGUGAUCUCAUACUGUCGUUCAAUUCAGUCUUCUAGCAGAAGAGGAACCAUACGAAGUCUGGAGCCCUUGCUAAGACGAGAUGUGGCAGCAUCCAGAUCCCAAGAAAAUCCAGAUCAACCUAACGGGCUUCCUUAAUGGAAAGAAUGCAAGAAUAUUCAUGUCAGAGUUGUGGGAGCUAUUGCUGUCAGCACAAGAUUCAGUUAGUGGGAUCCCUGUGCAGUUUCUUGAGCAGAAGAAGGAAGAGAUAAAAAAGAGAAUGGAGGAACAAGACAGGCUUCAGGAGGCAAUGAAGACUAAACUUGAAAAGGGUAAGGAGCGAGACAGCAGUAAAGAUCGCAAACGGAGCAGAGACCGUGAAAGGGAGAGAGACAGGAAACGGAGCAGAUCAAGAGAGAGGCACAGAGACCGUGACAGAGAAAAGGAGAAGAAAGAGCGUGACAAGAACAGGGAAAGGGAAGAGAAGGAGAGGGAGAAAGAGAAGGAAAGAGAAAAAGAACGUGAAAAGGAACGAGAACGUGAAAGGGAAAGAGAGAAGGAAAAAGAGAAGGAGAAGGAGAGGGAGCGAGAGAGAGAACGUGAAAAGGAGAGGGAAAGAGAGAAAGAAAGAGAACGAGAAAAAGAAAAGGAACGUGAGAAGGAGCGAGAAAGGGAAAAAAGACGGAAUGAAAACAACCACCAUUCAUCUUCUGGAUCAGAAUCACCACCACUAUCAAAGAUUUCAAAUUCCCACAGUGGAAAUGGUCAUACUAAAAGGGAACCUUCAUCCUCUCCAGAACCACCUCCACCAGGAGAGGAACCAAACAUUGAGCUUCCAAAAAUGCCAGUGUCAAGCCUGCAGGCGAAGCUGAUGAGCCUUGCGGGUGGACCCCGGCCGAAGACAAGAUCCAGGUCAGCCUCUAGGUCGAGGUCACGCUCACAUACCAGCUCACCAUCCAGAUCACGAUCGCACUCCAGCCAUUCGCGGUCGAAGUCAAGGUCACGUUCAGUGGACAACAGCAGCAAAAGGCUGCCACCACAGAAGUCAGAAUCUCGGUCUCGGUCACGAUCGCGAUCCCGUUCCCGCUCGCGCUCACGUGGCAGUUCAUCGGCCUCUGACAGAGGGGGUGAUUUUGGUGAAGGAUCUGAUGGUCGUGCAUCUCGUUCCUCUAGCAAACAUUCUAGAAGUUCAGUUUCAAGUCGUAGCUUGUCUUCAUCUUCGGACCAGUCAGACAAAAAUGCAGGGGGCAAAGAAGAGGACUUCGAAAUACAUAAAAAGGAGGACAGCAUUCAGAAGAAGAGGCACUACCGAAGUAACAACAAAGAUGCGUCAUCAGGCAGCGAAUCUGAUGCAGAAAAACCUAGUCGCAAGGAAAGGAAAGUCAGGUCUCUCUCGCGUUCUCCCACCAGACGACCACGCCAUGGUGAGACUCGGGAGGUACAUCGAGAAAGAGAACGUGAAAGAGAGAGGGAUCAUCGUGAUAGAGACAGAGAGAGGGAGAGAGAUGCUGAAAGGAGGCAUUACCAGCGCUCUAUGGAGCGCAUGUCUGCAGUGGAGAGAGAUAGGGAAAGGGAACGUGACAGGGAACGUGAACGUGAACGGGAACGAGAACGAGAAAGAGAACGAGAGAGGAGAAGAGAGAGGGACAAAGAGAGAGAAAGGCACCGUAUGCCACCACCUGUUGCGCAUCGUCCUCCAUCCAGGAGGAGGAGCCCAAGGAGAAGUCCUCCUAGGAAUAGUCGCAGUGGUAGCAGACGAUCACCAUCUCCGCAUCGCUCUAGAUCACCGCUGAGAAGCAACCACAGUUCCAUUGACAGACUGGAAAGGCGACGAUCAUCUCCUGUGCCUAUUAAGGAAGAAAGAAGGAAAAAACCAAUCCCUGUAUAUUCUAAGUCACGAAGUAUAUCUCCUGCAGCACGUAAGAGGAAGCAUUCACGCAGCUUGUCAAGAACUCCAUCGCCUUUUAAGAAGGUGUCCAGCAGAGAACAUGAAGUCAGCCCGGAGAGGAAAUCAAAAAACAAACCUAGAAGGACAUGGGAGGUGCUGAUGGUCGGCCCUGCUGGUUAUAGGUUUUCUCCAAAUGCUGCCUCUGAUCAUCCUGUACAAGAAAGAAUCUGUUCGCCAGAGGUUCGUCGUGAGAAGAAACGAUCUGCCCCUCCAAGGCAUUCUUCACCACCACCACCAGAGGAUGACGAUGAUGAUGAUGAUAGGGAAGAGAUAGAUGAAGAGGAAGAUGAAAGGCAGCAGGAAGAGGAAUCACCACCUCGUAGACGCAGCAAUGAGCACAAGACUGUGAGGAAACGGUCCGAGUCGCCUAUCGCUUCUAAAGUAAAGAAACAUGAAGAAAAGAAGCAUAAUGUUUCUCAGAGUUCAGAGUCUCCAUCUCCAAAAAGAAAUAAACUGGAAUCACAAGAGAAACGCGUUAAAAAGCAAGAGACAUCUGGAUCAGAGGACUCUGCUGAAGAGAGAGAGAAAGUGUCAAAAAAGAAAAGGCUUGUUUCAACUUCUGAGGAAGAAAUCAAGAUAAAGAAGAAGAAAAAGAAGAAACAGAAAGAAUCCAGUAGUGAGUCUGAUAUGAAUAGUGACAUUGAAGUGGAGGGGAAGAAGAAGAAGAAAGACAAGAAGCACAAAAAGCACAAGAAACACAAAAAACAUAAGAAGCACAAGAAACGCAAGAUGGAGGAAAGUGAUGCCGACAGUGACUCAAGUGUUGCAGAAAACACAGAGGAACUUGAAAGACGUUUGAGAGAACGUGCAUUAAAAUCAAUGAAGAGAAGUGAGGACGACAAUAGCAAGUGAAAUGCUGAUGACUGACUGCAUAUGUGCAGCUGUAUAGAAGACGACGUUCCUUAUUAGUUGAUUCAAGCUACAUGUUCAGACUGACAGAUGUAUAGCAUUCUUCAUUUUCCCCCACACACGAGCUCGCUGGUCAGUGUGAAUGUAGCAAAUGUGUUCAGUGCACCGUGAACUUGGAGAAGUGUUGGAAUGUGAUGUAAUCAUUGUGGUCCAAUGUAACAUUUUUUUCACAAACUGUGCCACAGAAGAAACAUUUUAAUGUAUAGUAAGGUCUCAUUUUGUAAGUGUUAGAAAUGUGUGCUCAUUAAAGGUGACUGAGUACUGUUGAAAAUGUAUGAUGAUUUUUCACAUAAAUAUUUAAAGAGAAAAAUAAACUUGAUGUUCUUUU
Molecule: messenger RNA, 5001 nt
Organism: Schistocerca gregaria
Lineage: Eukaryota; Metazoa; Arthropoda; Insecta; Orthoptera; Acrididae
Product: serine/arginine repetitive matrix protein 1-like
Exons: 17
Coding region: 1920-4616 (898 amino acids)
Biological process (GO): mRNA processing; regulation of mRNA splicing, via spliceosome
Cellular component (GO): spliceosomal complex
Molecular function (GO): RNA binding
Source: RefSeq, a predicted model, not a curated record